UAAUUCCUCUGGGCACAUAUAGGAAGAUGGCUCACAUUUACGAGCGAGUGGUGCAACUCAUCUCGCAGGAUCCUUCCACGAGACAUGCGCGGGACAUCGAGUCGCUGAUCCCGUGGUUUCAGAACAUGAGCGGACUGUUCAAGUCACAGAAAACAGAUGUAGUGAAGGAUAUUGUGCGAAACUGCGAGUUCCGAUCCGUUCCGGCAGACAACAUCAUCAUCAAACAGGGAGACACUGGCGAUUGUUUCUACAUCAUUUUGAGCGGUUCCGUGUCCAUCUACAUCAACCAGACUCUAGAGGAACAAGGCAACAUCCAGAACCCCAACGACCUUGCCAAAGCCAAGAGGAAGGCCAAACACCGAGCCAAUCGGAGCCGAACCAACAGCCUCAUACCCCCGCCUUCCCGGGGCAGGAGCAAAAGCCUCGCCAAAUCUACCACCACCCUCCGGUCUCCCUCACCCAAACCGCGACCAAAAGGUCCGGAAAAGCGCGACCGUAAAACCGGAGAGACUAAUAAAGACGUAUCGGAGGAUUUGAAAAAUAACGCCGGCGCGCGGAACAGGGCGCGCACCACCCUCUUGCCGCCGAGCGAGAGCCAGGAGCUGCAGCCCGGCGGCUCCACGAGGGAAUCGCGGUCCCAUAGCUGGGUGCCGCCGACUUACUCGGAGAAGGAGGCAAGCUUCUUUUCGAAGAAAGAUGAAGAGGAGGAAGAAACGGAGACGGGUUCCUCGAGCGAUGAGGACCAGAUGAAGACGGAUUCAUCCGGGAAGUUGGACAGGACGAUGUUUGGAGUACACAUCAGGGAACUCGGUCCGGGCAAGAGUUUUGGCGAGUUAGCUUUGGUACAGACCAACCUGAUACGGAGCGCGUCGGUCAUAGCCGACCAGCCUACGGGGCUGAUCGUGGUGGACAGAGACCUCUACAACCGAUCACUCAAGGCGGCACAGCAGCAGGAGUUCGCGGGGAAGAAACAGUUUGUCAACACCUUCCCCCUGUUCAGUCACUGGACCCCGCGGCAGAGAAAUGUCAUGGCCAUGAGCCUGACCAGAGUCCGGUACCAGUACGGCAACAGCAUCGUCAGACAAGGGGAUAAAGUCAGGGGACUCAUCUUCAUCACGUCAGGCCGGGCCGUGGUUUCCAUAGAUCCCAUCCAACACAUCGAGCAGUAUCCGAACAUGUGCAGCCAAGAGGAUGUCCGAUAUGCCAAAGAAGUCAGGCUUUGCAAGAGAAGUCGAGCCUCUUUCCCCGGCUCAUCCGACUACUGGUUGCAGGACCUUCACAAACCAGGCCCCAACAACCCCAGGCGUAGGGAGGGGUACGCAGCCGCAGAGAAGGAAGUCAACAUGAGAUCGGUCCAGCUCUGCGCUAUCGGAACGAACGAUUACAUAGGUGAUAUCUCGGUCUUGCUGCACCUGCCGACCUACGUUGCCACGGUAACUUGUCUGGAACCUUUGGAGGCGUUGGAGCUGGACUUAAACAACUUUGAGAGGCAGGUCUUUAAGAAGAGUCACUCGACGUACGUAACCAUGAGGGAGAUAGCGGAGCUGAGGCUUGGAGCGAGGGUGAACAGGUUACAGGAAGAACAGGUCUACAGCCCAGUCUUCGAAACCAUGCUAGGGAAAUUCCAAGAGCUGAACACCUCGCCAGCCAUGAAGGCAGCCUUGAGGAGGAAGCAGGCGGAGGAGGAGGAUCUGAUGGUGUCCCUCUUCACUCCCAGCUGGCACAUCUACAGGGAGAAGCAACGCUUGUUUCUCAGGAGAAGACAGAGAGAGAAACGACUACAGGAAAUGAGGAUGCAGCAGAUGGCCCACGCAGCCAGCCUGGGUAUGCAGCUACGACUACAGAGCACGAACAUGCUCUCAGAACUCAAAGAAACUGAGGGAUCCAACCUGCAAUCCCACCGCACCCACGAAGACGCCUUACCUGCCAGCUUACGCAACAACGCCAUCCCUACGUACUCCUUGCAACCCGUUAAGGCAAUCACGCCGUUGGUUGGCAGACAGCGCAGCAUGAGUGAUCGCUACGAUCGGUACUACCUACCCUCGCAUUCCGUCGGUGCCCUGCCCCGGGCACCGUUGAUUUCCACCGACAGCUCGCCGUUGAUGAACGGACUGAGCGAGAACAAAGACACGAAGGGUGGAGGGGAUGCUGGUAAAGAGAUGGGGGAGGGUAGUGGACCUCCUGGUGACUCCGUCUGGGGCAAGGAUCUAAGAAGGCCCCGCUUCAAGUCCUGGAGCGGUCAAAUUGGGAGACAGGACUCAGGAGAUAACAACACCCUCCCCAAGUUACCAGAACAGCAGGCUUCAGACAGUCAACAACGAAGACUCCAACCUCAGCAGGCUAACAGUCUGUUACCUCUUGGAAUAGGAACAGCCCAAUAACCGUGGAUUAUA
Molecule: messenger RNA, 2393 nt
Organism: Patiria miniata (bat star)
Lineage: Eukaryota; Metazoa; Echinodermata; Asteroidea; Valvatida; Asterinidae
Exons: 9
Coding region: 27-2381 (784 amino acids)
Source: RefSeq, a predicted model, not a curated record